Asparagus officinalis (garden asparagus) is the source of this 963-nucleotide messenger RNA. RefSeq lists its product as uncharacterized. The coding region runs from base 1 to 963 and encodes 320 amino acids. The transcript is spliced from 2 exons. NCBI's taxonomy places the organism in Eukaryota, Viridiplantae, Streptophyta, Magnoliopsida, Asparagales, Asparagaceae. The record is from RefSeq and is a predicted model, not a curated record.
AUGGAAGAUUCCUUAAUGUGUGUUAUUUCAUUUAACAGUAAUGCAACCCUCAUUAAAGUCAAUUCGACAACAAUAUUUGCUGAAUUGAAGAUGAUCGUUGCAGAGAAUUUUAGAGAAUCGUACGAAAGUUUGUUGAUAAGUUACUCUAUCGAGAAGUUUCCCAAUGUCUCAUUUGAGCUUUCAAAAGAUGAAGAUAUUCUCAACAUGAUAGAUUAUCAUCGUUCAAUGGGGUUAAAUACAGUAACCAUGACUGUUACUAAAAGAGAUGAAGGACCCACUCAUGCCAUAGGGACAGAAACGGAGCUUAGUGUUCCUAAUGUUAGCACACAGUCAUCAGAGCAUAUCGAGGAACCUUAUGAGAGGAUCACAAUCGAGGAAUCAGAGAGGAUCCCAAACGACAACCCUCAAGGAGAGCAUGUGUGGAUGAUGAACGAUGUAGUAAGUGACUCGUCACGGAUCCCAGCAUGGUGGCACGAGGCAAUUACUGGAAAAGGGCAGCAAUUUGAAAGUGCAAAAGAAGUUAGAAUGGCUCUUAUAUACUACUCUAUAGCUAAGAAGUUUGCUUUUAAUUAUGUUAACAAUGAGCCAAAACGUAUUCGUGCUAGUUGCAUGUUCAGAAAAGAAACAAAAUGCCCGUGGUUGCUUUUCGCUUCACCAUUGAGGAAUGUGUCAACCUUUGCUAUAAAAAAAUUUGUUCCUCAACAUACAUGCGGACAACAUAACAGCACAGCUGGUCACUUCAGAGCAUCAAGAAGGUGGAUUGCGAGUAUGCUACAAUCAAUUAUGAAGAGGCGUCCAUAUAUUACCCCAACUGACAUUAGAAAGGAAUUGCACUCUCAAUAUGGAUUAAGAGUUAAUUAUUCUAAAGCUUGGCGUGCUAAGGAGACGGCAAAAGACCAAAUAUUUGGUUGCGCAAGGCAUUCAUAUGAUUUACUAUCCUGGUUAGUCCAAGCGAAUUGUUGA